Tauraco erythrolophus (red-crested turaco) is the source of this 885-nucleotide messenger RNA. Lineage: Eukaryota; Metazoa; Chordata; Aves; Musophagiformes; Musophagidae. The record is from RefSeq and is a predicted model, not a curated record.
GGGCACAGCGACUGCGUCGAGCUGCUGCUGGAGCACAAGGCCAACCCCAACCUGCGGAGCGACGAGGGCCUGGCCCCACUGCACUUCUGCACCACCCGAGACUCCCUGGGGUCCAUGCGCGUGCCGGGAGAUGAAACUGCAGCCAACACCGAUGGCAUGAAGGGGCCCAUCACCCUCCAUGUCCUCGUCAUGGCUGGAUGCAUCCCUCACCAGCUGGGACAGACCCAGCUGGCAUGGCUAAUCAGGCCACUCCCGGUGCUGCCUGACCACCAGCACAGCCAAGACAAGGAUCACCGCUCCCUGGUGGGCCUAGGAUGCUGCCGGCUUCUGGCUGCCCACGGCGCCGACAUCGAUGCCCGGGAUGAGAUGAGGAGGAGCCCCUUGCACAAGGCGUGCGGGGCCGCCAACGCCGACCUGGCGCGCUUCCUGCUGCGGCGCGGGGCCGACGUCAACGCCAUCGACUACGACGGCGUCUCCCCGCUGGGCUGCGCGCUGCAGAGCGCAGCCUUCAAGAAGGAGCUGAGGCCUCACCUCACCGUCCAGCUGCUGCUCAACCACGGCUCAUGGCCCCCCGCCUUCGUCAAGGUGCUGAAGUCCUGUGCAGCCGUGCCGGAGAUCAUCGAAGUCCUCUUCAACUCCUACGCGCAAAUCCCUAUCUCCGAAAAAUGGGCUGAGGCCGUGCCGGAGGAGGUGUUCCAGCAACACCAGCUAUUCUACGAGUCCUUUUUCCGGCUGGCGGGCACAGUCCGGUGCCUGCAACAUUUAUGCCGCUCCACCAUUCGGAAAAAGUUUGGCAGCAAAUGCCAUUGCCUUAUCCCAUUGCUGCCUGUUCCCAAACCUCUGCGGGAUUACCUGCUGCUGGAUCCCGAAGGAAUCGUGCUUUGA